AGUAAAAAUGUAAAAAUUAGUUGUCAUUCCUAUGUUAUUUCCCUGUGUAGUAUCUGAAGGCAAAGUUGAAACACAGAGGGAGCUAAAACCCUAAAACCAUGAGACGAGCUCUUUCUUCUUUGUGCUCUCGCAAUCUCCACACUUCUCAAAAAUUUAAACCAAAUCUGAAUUAUAUCAACAGCAGCAGCAGUAAAAUCAUACACUCCCCGGUUAUUUCUCAUUUCCCUUCAAAGUUUAAAUUCUUCUCAUCAUCAGAAAAUGAUUCAUCGAAUCAGAACGCAUCUGAACCAAGCCCUCAGUCCGAGACGCCCGAAACUAGCUUGGCCGAACCCACAAAGAAAGAGGUCUCUCUCAAUGUUGAAGAUAUCAACAAUAAAGAGUUGAAGACGCGGAUUGAGGAGUACUUCAACAAAGGCAAUGAAGAGGCGCUUCCGUCAAUUCUUGAAGCAAUUUUAAAGAGGAAAUUGACGAGAAAGCAUGAGCACACAGAUGAUGAGUUAAUGGAGGAGCUUCAAAUGAAACCCCUGGAUGAUGUAAAUGACCAAGAGUUUGAAUCAGAUUUCGAGGAUGCUCACUCCACUGAUGAAGAGAUUGAAGAUUUGUAUGACACAACUGAUUUGGUAAAGAGGAGAAUGGCAUCUGAUCAAUUCUUCAACAUGGAUGACAGAAAGUGGGAUGAUAUGAUAAAAGAGGCUACCGAGCAUGGGUAUCUUAGGGAUACGAAGGAGUGUGAGGAAAUUUUGCAGGACAUGCUUAGCUGGGAUAAAAUUCUACCUGAUGAAAUUAAGAAGAAGGUGGAAGUUAAGUUUGAUGAGAUAGGUGAAAGGGUUGAAAAAGGUGAGAUUACUCCUGAAGAAGGCUAUGCAUUGUUCAAGGAGUUUGAGGAUGGGGUGGUCGUGGAGUGCGCAAAACUGAUGGAGAAGGAUGCUCCACAGUUUGAUGAGAAUAUGUUGCCAGAUAAGAACAAGAAUUUGGAUGACCCGCCAGGUGAAGGGCCGGUUCUUAGAUGGCAAACAAGGGUGGUCUUUGCUCCUGGUGGUGAUGCAUGGCAUCCAAAAAACAGGAAAGUCAAAUUGGCUGUUACGGUGAAAGAGUUGGGUCUGUCAAAGCAUCAAUUUCGUCGCUUAAGAGAAUUGGUUGGAAACCGCUACCAUCCUGGGAGAGACGAGCUUACCAUAACUAGUGAAAGAUUUGAACACCGCGAGGAGAAUAGGAAGGACUGCCUGAGGACUCUAUUUGGUCUCAUUGAAGAGGCUGGAAAGGCUAACAAAAUGGUAGAGGAUGUUCGAACUUCAUAUGUGAAGCAGAGACUCAAAGCAAAUCCUGCAUUCAUGGAAAGGCUGCGUGCAAAAACCAUGAAGCUAAAAGAAUCUAGCUUGCUGCAUGCAUGACAUAAGCUCUUUCCAGCUGGCAUUUCUUGUAGAAGAUAAAGGAGAGGUCGUGCACUUGGGAAUAAUGGAAUUCAUAUUGCUACCAAAGUGGUAUCCAGUAAAGAGAUCACCCUUCUCAGUUUCAAGAUACAAGUUGAGUGGGAGAUCAUAGAUUAAAGCUUUGUUAAUUACUUGUAGAGGGUUCUGGUAUCUCUGGUGCUGAUGGAAUGAUCAUUGAUGAUCCAAGUGGUGUCAGUGAAGAACUUGAAACUGAAUUAUCAUCUAGUUGCUGUAUAAGUUAUAUUUUUGAAGCUGAUCAUGCCUGUAGGCAUCUACUUUUUGGUACUGGAGAAUUACAUGUGAAACCUAGACCAUUUUUCACUUUAACAAGAUUAGCAAUUAAAUGUAGUGUGUUUUCGGAUCUUGACUACCUGAGCCACCAGUCUGUUAACUGCUGUAAUGAUAUUUUCAUUAUUGAUAAUAGUGAUGUUCGUUCCAGCUUGUAUGCA
Messenger RNA from Nicotiana attenuata, 1879 nucleotides. RefSeq lists its product as uncharacterized. The record is from RefSeq and is a predicted model, not a curated record. Gene Ontology annotation, molecular function: structural constituent of ribosome. The transcript has 5 exons. Gene Ontology annotation, biological process: mitochondrial translation. The coding region runs from base 99 to 1391 and encodes 430 amino acids. Gene Ontology annotation, cellular component: mitochondrial small ribosomal subunit. Lineage: Eukaryota; Viridiplantae; Streptophyta; Magnoliopsida; Solanales; Solanaceae.